Molecule: messenger RNA, 648 nt
Organism: Plasmopara halstedii
Lineage: Eukaryota; Oomycota; Peronosporomycetes; Peronosporales; Peronosporaceae
Exons: 1
Coding region: 88-360 (90 amino acids)
Source: RefSeq, a predicted model, not a curated record
GAUAGUGCAUCAAGAUCUGCUGGAUCCAGCCCAGCAUUGAGGCUUUAGUAGCCGAUCGAACCUGCAGCGAAGCACAUCACAGAAUCAAUGGCGUAUUUUACGCUAGUCGUCAAUUCAUCGGCAUCACACAAUAGAACAACCGACCAACUCGCUCCGGAGUCACCCAUUCUGACACUGCUCAAACAAAAUCUCCGCUUCAAAUCAGGAAUAUUACAUUUUCACAAUACCUGCAAUAGACAGUUUCAAUUUCCUGGCUGUAUUGUCAUAAUAAAGUGCCAAGUGCGUGACGCUGUGAUUUCUCCUAUCGAUAAAUAUUACCGCAUAAUCUCUCACCUGGUGUAUUACCAGCGCUACACGUAGAUUGGUCAGCGACAUCACUAAGUUGACCAAAAGUAUUUCGUUGAGCUAGCCAAACAUCCGGGAUUUGGCAGCGUAGACGAGACAGCACUAUAAACAACGAAUACGUUCUACACACUACAUACUGUAUCAACUCGAGCCAUGCUCAUUAAACCUUCGAGAUGCCAUUCGCUUGCCGCCAGCUGUCCGAAAUCAGACAGAGCUCAGAUCGGAUCAUCAUUUCUUGUUUAACCGCGUCUAGCCAGGGUCGAUCUUCGUGAGUCAGCAUAUUAAUUCAGCUUCGGUUACGAU